GUCCUCAGGGAUGUGUCAUGGCAUCGGUUCGGGUGGCUGUGAGGGUCCGGCCCAUGAACAGACGGGAGAAAGAACUGUCUGCCAAAUGCAUCAUCGAAAUGGAAGGCAACAAAACCACCAUCACCAACUUAAAAAUACCAGAUGGAGUGACUGGAGACUCUGUAAGGGAGAAAGCAAAGACUUUCACAUAUGAUUUCUCUUAUGACUCUUCGGACAGUAAAAAUGGCAGCUUUGUCUCACAAGAGAAGGUGUUUAAGGAUCUGGGCACUGAUGUGUUAAAGGCAGCAUUUGAAGGAUAUAAUGCCUGCAUCUUUGCUUACGGCCAGACUGGAUCAGGGAAGUCACAUACCAUGAUGGGCAUCCCUGGUGACGUCGGGCUGAUCCCACGGAUCUGUGAAGGAUUAUUCAGCCGAAUUUCAGGAAUGACUCGGAGAGAUGAAGCCUCUUUCCGUACAGAGGUCAGCUAUUUGGAGAUUUACAACGAACGGGUGCGGGACUUGUUAAGGAGAAAGAUGGCAAAGACGUAUAACCUCAGAGUCAGAGAGCAUCCUAAAGAGGGUCCCUAUGUAGAAGACCUGUCGAAGCACCUCGUGCAGAACUAUAGUGAUGUGGAGGAGCUGAUGGAGGCGGGAAACAUCAACCGCACGACAGCCAGCACCGGCAUGAACGACGCUAGUAGCCGCUCACACGCCAUCUUCACCGUCAACUUCACACAGGCUAAGUUUGAUGCCGAGAUGCCAAGUGAAACGGUCAGUAAGAUUCACCUGGUGGAUCUGGCUGGAAGCGAGAGGGCCGAUGCCACAGGGGCCACGGGUGUCCGGCUCAAAGAGGGCGGCAAUAUCAACAAAUCACUGGUCACUCUGGGAAAUGUCAUCUCCGCUUUAGCUGAUCUGUCACAGGAAGGAGGGAACAUUCAUUUGAAGAAGAAGCAAGUGUUUGUUCCUUACAGAGACUCCGUGCUCACGUGGCUCCUGAAGGACAGUCUGGGAGGAAACUCAAAGACCAUCAUGAUCGCUACUAUAUCGCCCGCAGACGUCAACUACGGCGAGACGCUGAGCACGCUGCGCUAUGCUAACCGUGCCAAAAACAUUAUCAACAAGCCCACGAUUAAUGAGGAUUCCAACGUUAGACUCAUACGAGAACUGCGGGCAGAGAUCGUUCGGCUGAAAGCGCUGCUCGUGCAGGGAAAUCAGAUAGCGCUGCUCGAUUCCCCCACAGCGUUAAGUAUGGAGGAGGAACUGCACCACAAUGAAGCCAGGGUGUUGGAGCUGACCAAGGAAUGGACGAACAAAUGGAACGAAACGCAGAACAUCCUGAAGGAGGAAACUCUGGCUCUGAGGAAGGAGGGAAUCGGAGUGAUCCUGGACUCAGAGCUGCCUCAUCUCAUCGGGAUUGAUGAUGAUCUGCUCAGCACUGGCAUCAUUCUCUAUCAUUUAAAGGAGGGAAGGACAUACGUUGGCCGUGAUGAUGCCACUAAUGAACAGGACAUCAUUCUUCAUGGUCUGGGUCUGGAGAGUGAGCACUGUCUGAUAGAGAACCAGAAUGGAACGGUCACUCUCGUUCCUCUGAAUGACGCUCAGUGUUCAGUCAAUGGAGUUCAGAUCACUGAGCCCUGCCCGCUCAACCAAGGUGCUGUCAUUCUCCUCGGCAGAACCAAUAUGUUCAGAUUCAAUCAUCCUAAAGAGGCGGCUAAACUUCGAGAAAAGAGAAAGAGCGGCCUCCUCACCAGUCUGAGCUUAUCCAUGUCUGAUCUGUCCAAAUCCUGUGAAAAUCUCUCUACAGUCAUGCUGUAUAACCCUGGUCUCUUCACUGAAAAGGGUCCCAUCUUUCUCAGACUGGAGUUUGAAAGGCAGCAAAGAGAAGAACUGGAAAAACUGGAAAAUAAAAGGCGGCUGAUAAAGGAGAUGGAGGAGAAGCAGAAGUGUGAGAAGGCGGAGCUUGAGCGCAUGCAGCAGGAGGUGGAUUCUCAGAGGAAGGAGUCUGAGCAGGUGCAGCUGCGCAUCCGCAGACAGGAGGAGAGCCUGCGCAGACGCAGUCAGGACAUCGAGAGCCGUCUCCGAGACUUGAUCGCUGAGAAAGAGAAAUUUCAGGAGGAGAGACACAGAGAGCAGAAGGAACAGGAACAGCAGAAGCAGAGGAAACUGCAGUCGAAGCAGAAGCUGGAGGAGGAGGAGGAGGUGCAGGAGGAGGAGGAGGAGGAUGAAAAAGCACAGGCCCAGCGAGAGCAAGCAGAACAAACCGAGCUCUUUCGUGAGCUGGAGCGGCUCAAACUAGAACGAGAGGAGCAGACCAUCAAACUCCAGCUGGAACGCAGGCGUCUGGAGGAGCGAGAGAAGGAGCAGCUGAGUCUGGUUGGCCGUCUGGAGGAGCAGCUGAGGGAGCGCAGCGCGGAGGCGGCCGCCCUGCUCACACCGGAUGAAGUGCGCCGACUGGAGGAGGAGAGACGGACGCUCACCGAGCUCAGAGAGGAGCUGCUCAGAGCCAAGGAAGCGCGGAUCGAUGGAGAGGAAGAGGGCGGGGAGGAGGCGCGGAGGAGCGCGCAGGCACGCUACGAACAAUUCAAGCAGAUGCAGGUGGAAGAGCUGAGUUUGCUGGAGGAGUCACUGAUCCAGCAGAAGGACCGACUGGAACGGGAGGUGGCCCAUGAGCGCACGUCACUCGGCCUGCUGCUGCACACGCACAAGGACAAACAGAGACAGGUGCGUGAUAUGAUGGAGCGUGGUGUUCAGGACGUGUCCUCUCUGGGUCAGGAGGAGGUUCUGAUCCAGCAGGCCGAGCACAGUCUGCAGUUUAAAGAGCGGCAGCUCCAAUCUCUCCAUGAGAAACAUCUCCCUGCUGUCUCAGAGGAGCGACAGAGAGCCAUUGAGCUCCUGGAGAGAGUUAGAGGAGGGACAGGAUCUCCUGCUUUGGACGGAAGUCCAGAAGAUAUGGACAAAGAGCUGGACGAGACUCUAUAUCAGGUAGAGAAGGAGUUGGAGGAGAAGGAGGAGCGUUUGUAUCAGUACAGCGCGAGCGCCGAGCAGCUGCAGCAGCUCCAGCAGUCGUACCAGUUCACAGCAAACGUGGCCCGUCAGGAGGAGAAGGUUCGCAGGAAGGAGAAGGAGAUCCUGGAGUGGAAGGAGAAACAGCAGCGGGAGGCUCUGGAGCAGGCGGUCGCACGCUUGGAGAGGAAACACUCCGCUUACCGCAGGAGCCUCAGUCUGGAGCCGGAUGCUGAAGGGCCCAGAAAGAGGUCACAGUCUGCUUUAGGACAGAGCACAUUCAGGUUUACAGGAACACAAGACCUGGACCAGGACAGGAUGGAGCGAGAGAUCGCGCAGCUGAAGCAGAGGAUCAGUGAGAGUGAAGGAAGCGUGCGGAGUCUCAGUGUGAGCGGGGAAGAAAAAAACAAUGUGAACCAGUCGCCCGUCAGCCCCAUACAGACCCUCCCGAAUGUCCUGUCCAUAGGAGACGAGAGGAUUAAUGCAUAUAUUGAAGAAGAGGUGCAGCGGAGGCUGCAGAAACUCAACCUGCUCAACAGAGAGAAUAACAACACACUCUCACUGUCUUCAGAUUCACUGCAGGAGGAGGAGCAGGAUAGUGAGGGUAGCUCUGUUAGAUUGACGGAUGAGGACAACGAUAAAAAACGCAUCGAUCAACGCAAACUGAAAUACGAGCGGCUGGUGUCGAUUCCUCUGGAUGCCAGUCCAGAGAGUCUUAAAGAUCCGGUGAAGAUCAGCAUUCCCCGUUAUGUCCUAUGCGGUCAGGGAAAAGAUGAACACUUUGAGUUCGAAGUCAAGAUCACUGUUUUGGAUGAAACGUGGAUGGUGUUCAGAAGAUAUAGUCGAUUUCGGGAGAUGCACAAAUCUCUGAAGCUGAAAUAUCCAGAGCUUGCGGCUUUGGACUUCCCUCCCAAAAAGAUUUUUGGAAACCGAGAUGAGAGAAUGGUUGCGGAGCGCCGGAAUCAGUUGGAGCAAUACCUGCGGAACUUCUUCUGCGUGAUGAUGUCCUCCUCCUCCUCUUCUCCUCUGAGGACAGACGAGUUUGGACUACACCUCUCAAAACACGCCGUCUGCAGCAUCUCUCCUUUCUUUAAGAAGGGAGUGUUUGACUACAGCAGUCACGGGACGGGCUGAUACACACACACACUCCAGUACAAAAAACACUAAUUUACAUUUCACCUUAAAAUCAAAAGGAAAAAUUAUAUAAAAGAAAUUGUAUUAUGCAUAAAGAAAAUCAAGCCUGAUUUUGGAACCAUAACGAUUUUUGCAUUGUGACAUAAUUUUCAUGGCAAUUAAGCACAUUUUUCCAAAUCAGAUUAAAUUAAUACUAUUCAUUUUGAGGUUUUGUGUAGUUGUGGUUCUCAUAGUAAUACAGAAUUUUUUUUUUAAUUCUGUAUUCAAGUUAAAAAUCUUUUAUUAUUAUUAUAAGAAAAGUAGCAUUAAAAAAAAAAAAAAAAAAACAAUUCUGCCAUGAUGGAUAAAUUCCUUAAAAUUUAAAUAAAAUAGUAUUAUUGGCAUGAAAAUAAUAUCAUAAUGGAAAAAAUACUAUGAAUGCAAAAAUAGGCUUUUUUUUCUUUAUACUUUGAGGUGAAAUAUGACCUGGAUUCAUUCAGACACUAAUCGACUUGCUCAGGAAAGUUGGAAAUCAAGAGCAGGAACGGUAGAGUGACUUGAAAUAGAGAAAGAAUAGGAAAAAAAAGGAUCCAAAGUAUGAUUUUGUUGUGCCUUGUUGGCAUUUAUUGAGCUUUAAACACUUCAAAGAAUAGGAA
This is a messenger RNA of Onychostoma macrolepis, 4750 nucleotides long. It is a transcript of the gene kif16ba, whose product is annotated as kinesin family member 16Ba. Gene Ontology annotation, biological process: microtubule-based movement. The record is from RefSeq and is a predicted model, not a curated record. The transcript is spliced from 32 exons. Bases 18 to 4115 code for a protein of 1365 amino acids. Gene Ontology annotation, molecular function: phosphatidylinositol binding; ATP binding; microtubule motor activity. Lineage: Eukaryota; Metazoa; Chordata; Actinopteri; Cypriniformes; Cyprinidae.